Diprion similis is the source of this 1196-nucleotide messenger RNA. RefSeq lists its product as uncharacterized. The transcript is spliced from 4 exons. The coding region runs from base 195 to 647 and encodes 150 amino acids. The record is from RefSeq and is a predicted model, not a curated record. NCBI's taxonomy places the organism in Eukaryota, Metazoa, Arthropoda, Insecta, Hymenoptera, Diprionidae.
CGCCGUUUGUCGCACCGCAACCUGAUACGCGACGAUAUACACGAUUUCGUGAUGACCCAGUGAAGAUCCUGGCUUUGUGCAUCCGCUGUCUUUAUAUUGCGAAUCUUACGGCAGACGCUUGUCUAUUGAUUCCGCACCGAGUGCAGUGCCGAUAUCAAGAAGUGAUUAUUUUUUUCGAAACCAACUAACAGCAGAUGGCAAAAGAAGCGAUUCUUGGAGCAAUCUGGAUGGCGGUAUGGGUGGCGGUCGCGAUCGCAGCCUCCCUGAAAGAUGGAUCUGUCGGAUUACCUGGGCGUGAAUUUUUCAAGGCGCUACCCGAAGAUGAACAACCGGACUAUCUAACUUUUGAACUAAGUCGCGGAUACACGGAAAAAGUUAAGGAAAAGAAGCGGAACCUGCAAUUCCGCGACGAGGAAUUGACGAUAAAUGUUCCGGAUGACCUCGGCAUUCCGGAUGGACUUGUAGAAAAGUUUGAGGCUCUGGAGGUACCGCAGAAUUUCACGGAAAAUUUGUACGACCUGGUUAAAACGGAGUUCGAUCUCGACGAACCGAGAAUCCGUACUUUGAUUCUGUCCCGUAGUGUGUGUUUGGUGAACGGGGUAUGCAUCGAUCUCGACGACAUAGGUGCGUUGUGUUGCCCAUUUUGAUUUUGAUUUUGAUUAAUGCUGACCAAUGAUAUCGUUGUAUUAAGUCUUCCUUAGAACCUCGGUGACAAUUCACUUAUAAUACAUCGAGUAUUUAUUAUAUACAAUUACGAUUACGUUUCCUAGUUGGAUCAAUGCAUUCCACCGCGAAAAAAGACGCUUCAAAUGGGAUCCAACAAUGAGUAAUGUGGCAAUGAGAAAAAGGUGCGACCAUAUGAUACGUUUAUGCUGAAAUAUGAUCACAGUGUUACGUCAAAUCAAGUUAAUUAAUAAAAGGCAGAAGAUCCAAAGAAAAGCUAAUUUUAUCAUUGAAUAAGAUUACUUCACAGCAAUGCAUGUGCUGCUAUCAUAUGGCAUAUUCCGAUAUGUUGGAUCCCAAUACUAAAGUCAUAAAAUUGAUCAAAUGUAUUCGUACAUAUAAUUUAAGAUCGAAUUAUUUCACAGUAUAACAAUGAUUUAUGAGCUAGAGUUUACGCUUGUACUGGAAUUAAAUGCCUUUAAUUAAGAUUAAAUUAAUCAUCUAAACAAUAAACGAUAUUAUAUUUAUACGUA